GGCGGGCACGCAGCUGGCCAAGUCCCCGGAGCCGAGCCUCCUACGGCGCGAGCCCGACGAUCCUUGCCGUGGAUGCUCUGCCCCAAGUGCUCCGUGCCGCGCCAGGUUUGCCAGGGUCCGCGGCAAGACAUGCCCGAGCCAGGCGCUGCACCGACCUCCACUUAUCAGUAAGCAGCCAAAGGCACCAUGGUCAGCAAAGACUCAGGCAGAUGCAUACUCACGACACCAGAGCGGGAAGUGGAGCCAGCAGCCUGCCUGGCCCUGGAGAUGAGAUAUGCCCUAGACCCCAACCGGCAGAUCAAAAAGCGGAACAAAGCCCUGCAGGUGCGCUUUAAGGAUAUCUGUGAGGCCCAGAAUGAGCAGAGGGACACACAGCAGUCUGCAGGACCUCUGGGGGAGAAGCGAGAAGCCAAGGCUGUGUCCUGUAGGGCGGCAUACCGUAAGUAUAUGACAGUGCCCGCCCGCCGAUCCAUUCCCAAUGUCACCAAGAGCACGGGUGUGCAGACCUCACCAGACCUUCGCAAGUGUUACCAGACAUUCCCGCUGGACCGCAAGAAAGGCAGUCUCAAAAGCCUGCCAGCUGCAGAUGCCUUCAAAGGCCAGAACAAUGGGUUUCUAGCAGAUUCAAAAGAGAAGAGCGAGGCAGGACUCAUGGAGGACUCCCGGCCUUGCAGUGCAGGGAGGAUUCACAAGACUACAGCAUUGGUUUUCCAUUCCAACGAGCAUGUGAAUGCACUGGACCAGCCUUCUGGGGUCAACUGUGCAGAGCUCUGCAAGACUCCAGACAUGCUUGGCUACCCUGAAGCUCUAGUGCAGAACUCCCGGCCUCCCUCUGAGGAGCCCAUCCACCAGCUGCAGGGGAGAGCUAAGCCAGACAGGAGCAGGCUGGACUCAGAGGAGCCCACUCCACUUGCCCAUGGAAGGGUGUUUAAAACAGAGGUCGCCACUGUAUACCUGCCUGCCACCAGUACCAGGGCCCCUGAAUCUAGCUUGUCAAACUCUGCUGCUGCCAGCCAAUGGUCUCUCUGCCCUGCAGAUGAGGAGCAGAAGAGGGCCACCCACUUCAAUGGGCUGCAGGCAUCCACUGGCUCUGCUCUGGCCUGCUCACCCCCAGUGCAGUGCCUGUCCCCAGAAUGUAGCGAACAGCCCCUGCAGAACCAGCCCAGCCCUACAGCUGGGGUAGGGGAUGAAGAACGCCAACAAAUUGUGCCUCACACAGAAGUGGUAGACCUCAAGGCCCAGCUGCAGGUGAUGGAGAACUUAAUCAGCUCUAGCCAGGAGACCAUCAAAGUGCUGCUGGGAGUCAUUCAGGAGCUGGAGAAAGGAGAGGCCCACCGGGAAGGGCUUUCAUAUCGGACGGGGCAAGACACAGCUAAUUGUGACACGUGCAGGAACAGUGCAUGUAUUAUCUAUAGUGUGGAGCUGGAUUUUAAGCAACAGGAAGACAAACUCCAGCCUGUGCUGAGGAAACUGCACCCUGUUGAGGAAACUCAGGUCAUCCCUUCGCCUUACACUCAGGAGACUUACUCCUCCACGCCCAAGCAAAAAUCCAAAACUGAGUCCAAAAAGCAUGGAAGGUGGAAACUCUGGUUUCUUUAAGACUCGUGGGUUUGGGAGUACCCAGACCGUCUUUCAAACCCACUGGAAUUUAAUUCAGUCCUUUUCCAAAAUGGAUAGGAUCAAGGGAACUGCGGUGCCAAUGCGUGCUCCCUGCUUCUCGCCCUGUGUACCAAAAAGGCCUUCGCACCAACAGAUAAUUAGUGGCAAGGGAGUGACUGUCACCCUUGCCAGCUGUCCUUUGCACUUCACUGUGUGGGGUGUAAAGUCUGAAAUAAAACUUACGUAAUCAAAGAUAAGGAAAAACUCUAACCCCCGGCAGUUCCCAUCCAGGAAUGAGUAUUGAGUUAUCAACGUUCCAUGCGGCAGGCUGUUCUUCUGUAGACAGUGGAACUUCUCAUUAUUUUUGGCCUUUUAUUAGUUUUUUUUUUUAAACAAGAAGAGAAAGCAAGCCUUCCGUUGGCAAAGGAUUUCAUUUUUACCUUUCCUUUUGCAAAUAAGCAGGGGGCGAGUGCAGUUUUCAGCACAUUAAAUUCCGGAGAAAGCACAAUUUUUUUUUCAAGUGGUCAGAGACCAUGAAUAAUCUCAAAAAUGUGACUCUAUGUAUAUCUGCCUUCGUGUGCUGUAGCGCUAAGCCAAGUGACCACAUCCCAGUGUCACAUUGACACCACAGAUUUAGCACCCUCUUCAUCUCCAGAUGGACGACAUGUUUACUGCUCAUUUUCCAAAUGGCCAGCAGCCAGGAACCACUCCUACCCCCACCCCAAGUCAGGAUAUGCCUUCAAUCAUUGCAAGCUGACAGGGUCAGAACUAAUGGACACUAAGCUUUCUUAGAUCUUGUUGUUAAUCUUUGGAUGCCCAAAGGCCAAAUGAUGAAUCUGGCAAGAAUUUGGAAAGAGGCAAAGAUACACAAUGGGUAAAAGAGCUACUUAUAAAUCACCGGUGCCUGGGCUGGGGCACAAAGUGUUUUUGUGGCUCGAUCCCUAGAGACGCUCUUCAAUCCCUGAGUGCAACCAGGUGGUUUCUACAGUUCUUUAUGCUCUGUCACUGCAGUGCAAGAUAUGACCAUCUCAGAGAGAAACAGAUUGUUUCCCUUAGCUGCUACCAAUGGCCAAACCUACCAUCGCCUACAUCUAACCCAUCAGUAAAUUGUAUUAAAUGGCAUACUUAGAGGAAAGCUGUGAAUCAAAUGUUUUUAGGCAUUUUUUAAAUCUGCCGUCACACACAAGAGUUCUCUCUUGAUGACACAUCACAACGUAAACCUCCACUGCUUUAUUUUUCACUCAUUUUUUGGCACCUUUACAAGUAUCUUUUUUAUAGAAAACAAAAUCCUCUUGUGAGUUAAUGAUGUCUCUCAGUGUUCUGCUUCUCAUGUAGGAAGUAGGGGGGUCUUCUUUUAACUUUUAUUUUUUUUUCCUUUUUAUAACUUGAAAUUUUGGAUAGCUGUGAGCAUACAAGAAAAAUCUAGUCUUCAGUGUCUAUCCAGCAUGUUCAACUGGGACUGCAUGCUGACGGCAGCCUGGUGGCUCUGAUAGCAAACCCACAGCAGCUCAGUUUUGGAGAGGGUCAUGGCCUGCUUUGGAUGGGUUGAAGCUAAGCUCACCAUGCUUUUCCUCUGGACUCAACAGUCCCAUUUAGUUCUAAACAUUUGAGUUAUAUAAGGAUAUAGAGAUCAGCAAUCAGAUCUGGUCUUUAAAAGAAAAAGAAGCUAAAAAAAUAUUUUGUGUGACUACUAUUUGGGGGUUACUCAAACCAUACUACAUAGAUAUACUUAAUUCAAAAUGCAAUCAUAUACACACACACACACACACACACCACAUGAGGGUACACGUGCACACAUAGGCAUGUACACAAGCACAUGCCUUUAAGGAAGUACUCUAUAAGAAUUCAAAUCUGCUUAAUUCAAAAUGCGCGCGCGCACACACACACACACACACACACACACACACACAUACACACCACAAAUGAGGGUGCACGUGCACACACAGGCACACACACAAACACAUGCCUUUAAAUAAAUACUCUAUAAGAAUUCAAAUCCACAAAGAACAGUAAACAGACGUGUUGGAGAAGAGCUCUGACUAAGCUGAUCCUAUACCUUGAAGGAAGUGCAAUUGUUUCAUGCAUACGAAACCUUUAAACAUGUGUUUCAUGUUUUUAUACUGUUUUUAACUGAUGUUAUAAAACUGUUAGCAACCAGUUUUCUCCUCAUAUGUUUGAAGAAUUCUGUGUUCUCAGCAAAUGAAAGGGUUCAGCAACUUUCUGUCCAGUGCUGCCCAUCUGUCUAAAUGCAAAUACAUGUGACUACCAGUGAUGUCACUGUUUCAAGUCUAGGUCCCCAAAUUAAAAAAAAUUAAACAUUUUAGAACAAGAAAUGAAACUCUGAAGAUAAACUAACUCUUUCUCAAAAGAAAAAGCAUCUCCCCAAAACAGGAAAUAAAAUGUAUUUUCAGCGCAUUUCAUAACCAAUCAUGAUUUGCCAAUGACAGAGGAUGACCCUUCUGGAAAGACUGAAGUCAACACUUUCAUACAAAGCCAAGUAAAAAGUUCAGUGUCCCCUCCUAUGUAGAUGUACACAUGGCAUUACGUAUAGAGAGUAAAUUAUUAUACUUGUCAUUAAAUAUUUAUUAAUUUUUAAAUAAAAAAAUCAAAGGUAA
Mesocricetus auratus (golden hamster) is the source of this 4214-nucleotide messenger RNA. It is a transcript of the gene Insyn2a, whose product is annotated as inhibitory synaptic factor 2A. The coding region runs from base 187 to 1599 and encodes 470 amino acids. The record is from RefSeq and is a predicted model, not a curated record. Gene Ontology annotation, cellular component: postsynaptic density. Gene Ontology annotation, biological process: inhibitory postsynaptic potential. The transcript is spliced from 4 exons. NCBI's taxonomy places the organism in Eukaryota, Metazoa, Chordata, Mammalia, Rodentia, Cricetidae.